AUGUCACUCAUUAACGACCAUGUCAAUGAGCCUAUUAACAUCUCUAACCAAAAGUCUUCAGAAGAUAACUCUUCACCGGAGGCUUGAGGGUUAGACUUAGACAGAGGAGCUUCAGCUUCAAGCAGUAGCAUCAAUCAUCAUCAACUGAAUCAAGGGUUAGUGUUUCACCCUUCAGAUGAAACCAGGACAUCAGUCUUUAGCUUCGACCAUCACCGAAGCUUUGUCCUUCCCGCGAACAGCGAUAGUGCUUUAUCGGUCUUGGACAGGAACAUGAGCUACAGCUAUACAGGUUGGACUGAGCAAAUGGAUAGUAUUAGCCCUAGAGUCAUUAAAAGUUCGAAUUGCUUUGCAACAAUGAGAAGCUUCGAAUUGACUUCAAAUCCUGCGAGUAAACCGGCUACAAAUCAUAGCGAUGGAGACUGGUUAUAUUCGGAUUCAACCAUUGUAAAAACUGGUUCAAUACUAGAGUCUUUAUCCCCUAAACCAGCUGGCAAUAAGCGUCCUUCCAUUGGAGAGAACACUCAAGUUUCAAAGAAGGCAAAGACUAAGACAACAAAUUCACCUAAAGAUCCACAAAGCCAAGCAGCCAAGAAUCGAAGAGAAAGGAUAAGCGAACGUCUCAAAGUAUUGCAAGAACUUGUACCAAAUGGUACCAAGGUUGAUUUGGUGACAAUGCUUGAGAAAGCAAUUGGCUAUGUCAAGUUUCUCCAACUACAAGUUAACGUAGUUGCAGCCGAUGAGUUUUGGCCGACACAAGGAAGAAAAGCUCCGGACAUAUCUCAAGUUAAAGAAGCUAUUGACGCAAUCCUCUCACAACAAGAUAUGAACUCUAACUAG
Capsella rubella is the source of this 837-nucleotide messenger RNA. RefSeq names its product putative transcription factor bHLH086. Gene Ontology annotation, molecular function: protein dimerization activity; DNA-binding transcription factor activity. The record is from RefSeq and is a predicted model, not a curated record. Gene Ontology annotation, biological process: regulation of DNA-templated transcription. Lineage: Eukaryota; Viridiplantae; Streptophyta; Magnoliopsida; Brassicales; Brassicaceae.